ACAACAACAUGAGCAGCAUGGAUGUAUAUAAGCUGGAGCACACCUGCUCCACAAUAAACGACUUCAGACCUCGGCCAGCUGACCUCAGCCUGUCAACCAAAGUUCAGGUGCCUUGACUCCACAGCAUGCAGCCUGGGAGAGCGGCUGAUGUCCGGCUCUGUGUCCUGACGAGCCGCUGGCUGCCUGCAGCUCUGGCUCUCCUCCUCCUCCUCUCCUGCAGCUUCAGCAGCGCUCACAGCACCACGCUGGAGCACGACUUCCACAUCGUUCACAAUGUCGACAACAGAAGUCCAGAGAUAGACCCCUUCUGGUACGUGGGCCGCGGAGUGAGACCCAUCGGGCGCUUCGGGAAGAGGCACAGCAGCGUGGAGGCUCUGGGCAGCGGGGGGGUGAAGCCCGUCCUCAGGACGUUAGUGCUGCUGCUCAACAGCCUCAGAAACAAGCAGAGCCUCGGGGACGUGCUGGAUGGGGAAGACGGGGAUUGGUUACCGUGACAUCUUCAUCUACACACUCCGUGUCUUCAUUUUUUAUCUGGAGGUCAUAUUCUCUUCUGAUGUGUUUCUCUCUGGUGUCUGGUGUGAGGGUGAUGGAUCCUCCAUAUCUGUACAUAAAAAUGCAUCUAUAUUGAUUAAUAAAGCAGGAUGUUGUGAUUAUAUCUGUUCCUCA
Molecule: messenger RNA, 666 nt
Organism: Cottoperca gobio
Lineage: Eukaryota; Metazoa; Chordata; Actinopteri; Perciformes; Bovichtidae
Gene: prlh2
Product: prolactin releasing hormone 2
Exons: 3
Coding region: 126-494 (122 amino acids)
Molecular function (GO): hormone activity
Source: RefSeq, a predicted model, not a curated record